AUGCCCCUGCAUCUACUUCCACUCAAUGGUUUAAGCCGAGCGCGUCUAUACCACAGCGGACGUCCUAGCUCCAAGCCCGAAGCGUCAGAGAAGCAAGACAAGCAGAAGACUCACUCCCUCCCAACUGCAUCCGACCCCGACCUCCCACACCUCACCCCAUCCCAAACCGUACACAUGACGCAAAUCACCUCAAAACCGGAAACGAAACGACUCGCAACAACGGCCUGCCACGUUUCCUUCUCCAAUGCGCGACCAUGGGAGCUCCUCCGAAAAGGACAGGGCACACACAAAGGCGACGUAUUCAGCGUCGCUCGCAUCGCCGGCAUUAUGGCUGCCAAACGAACCCCCGACCUGAUCCCCUUGUGUCAUCCAGGAAUCGGCAUCACGGGUGUGGAGGUGAGCGUGGAGCUGGUCGGACCCGACGAGAAUAAUCCAGAUGAUCAUGGCGCUAUGGAGAUUGUUGCAACGGUUGGCUGUUUCGGACGGACAGGGGUGGAGAUGGAGGCCAUGACGGCGACUGCUGGGGCGGCGUUGACGGUGUAUGAUAUGCUCAAGGCAGUUGAUAAGGGGAUGGUCAUUGGGGGAGUGCGACUAUUAGAGAAGCAGGGUGGGAAGAGUGGACAUUGGACGAGGGAAAACAUGUAG
This is a messenger RNA of Penicillium cinerascens, 645 nucleotides long. Its product is annotated as cyclic pyranopterin monophosphate synthase. The record is from RefSeq and is a predicted model, not a curated record. The coding region runs from base 1 to 645 and encodes 214 amino acids. Gene Ontology annotation, biological process: Mo-molybdopterin cofactor biosynthetic process. The transcript has a single exon. Lineage: Eukaryota; Fungi; Ascomycota; Eurotiomycetes; Eurotiales; Aspergillaceae.